CUCGUAUCUCAAGCUCGCCUACGUUUACACGAUCGUGGGUCCAGCCGAGUAUUGUCCCAGAGCUACUGCCUUGUCAACUGAAGCAUAAAAAGAUUGGCGAUUAGCCCCUCUUGAACCAUUAAGCCAUUGUCCUUCACAUCAUCUCUCCAUCUGCUUGUUAUUAUAUAGCCACAUUUUGAACCAGCCUUAGAUCUCUUGCACAGCCAUGGACCACAACUUCUUCGCUCCCCCAUAUAACUAUCGUGCUGAUCUGCCUCUUGCAGAAAGGUGGAAGCACCUGAAGCUUAUAGUCACCCAGCUCUACGUGGAGGAAAAUCGGAAAGCGGAGGAGAUCAGGAAGAUCAUUCAUCGGCAGUGUGGCUUUGAUGUAGGGAUUCAUCAACUCAAAUACCGCAUCAGACAAUGGAAAUUGAAGAAGAACAUUUCCACCUCAGCCAAGACCAAAAUGCUCGAGAUAAGGGAAUCAAGAGCGUCGAGAGGAAAGGAAACUGUUUUUACCUAUCAGGGAAAACCCGUCGACAAUAAGAAGCUCGAUAGACAGGCUAAAGUUCUGAUCAGACAAGGACCAGGAGAUGCUGAGACGAAGGAUGAUACGAAGCUCAAGAUCGCGCCGCAAUUUCAUCAAAUGGAAUAUACGAUGUUAUUAUGCACGAGGCUAAUAGACUAG
Messenger RNA from Exophiala mesophila, 667 nucleotides. RefSeq lists its product as uncharacterized. NCBI's taxonomy places the organism in Eukaryota, Fungi, Ascomycota, Eurotiomycetes, Chaetothyriales, Herpotrichiellaceae. The coding region runs from base 206 to 667 and encodes 153 amino acids. The record is from RefSeq and is a predicted model, not a curated record. The transcript has 3 exons.